UUUCGUGUGCAUAUGUGUGUAUACAAACACGCAUGCACGCCUGGACGGGCAGACGUAUGCACAAUUUAUUUCUUAAGGACAAUUCCUUCAAUAAGGUCUCUACCCCUUACUUGAAACAGGUGUUUAUGAAAAAAAAUGCACAAUAUCCCGACUGACCGGAAAAAUUGAUGAAGAAGGGUGCUGGAUCCGUGGGUCAGAGAACACACAGGACCAGCUUGCCACCCCAAGGCAGAAGGCCUCCCUCCGACACAGCCUGGAAGCCCUUCAGAUGCCCUGGCCUAGCUUGACGACGACACCACAGUGAGCUCCGGAUAGGAUCAGAGGCACAAACCAAACCGCCUUGAAGUAGCUCAUGGAAGACCCCCCCGAGGCACUGACCAGGCCCAUUGUCCCUUCCUCAGGGAGGAGCGGUGAGUGAGCAGAGGCAUCACAGCAGGAGUGGACAUGAAUGCUGGCUUCCAGAGAGAGCAGCGGUUCAGUUUUGGUCAUCGAAAGUGGUGCCUGCAGCACAGAAGAUCGUGAUUUCUCCUCCGAGGCUGUUAAUCUCCAGUACAGAACUCAAGAGGAGAAGAGGCCAGAGUAGAACUGCAUCCAGUGUGGCAUCUCUCCAGCCAGGACUGGAGAUGACAGGACACAUGUCUCCAACCUUCAGCUGUUCACAUAGCACACAGGGGACUUGUGGGGGCCACUUGUCACUGCCAAUCAAACCCACUCAAUGGCAAUACUGACAUCCUUCAUGCUGUUUUCAAGACAGACACUCAGGCAGAAAAUGCCAGUGCGCUUCCUGUCUGAAGAGUAGGGGUCAUGCCACACCAGUAUGAACAGUGUGGACCCCAGGACCUGCUCUGAGUCCACUGGUAGCCACUGACACUUGGAGAAAUAAAAAGCCAAACCCCCCAAAUCCAUCGUGGGGUUGACUUCCACAGCUCUUGACCAAUGUGGCCAAAGCUAGACACCUCGGGACACUUGGAUUAUUCAUAAAUGCGACCCACCGCAAACUCUCUCAGUUGUAUCUGAAGUCUUGGGAAGGUCAUGGAUCCUGAACAAAGCGUCAAGUGCACCAAGAAGGCUGACGGAAGUCCCCAGAAGCGGCUGACCAAAGGAGAGGCUAUUCAGACUAGUGUUCCUUCCAGUGCCCCAUAUCCAGGCAGUGGUACCACUGCUCCCUCAGAGAGUGCCACCCAGGAGCUCCUAUCCCCCCAGCCUUUCUCGGGCCCUGCAGUGGUUCUUAGAGAAGGCUCUCAGGAGAAGACGGGCCAGCAGCAGAAGCCUCCCCGGAGGCCCUCCAUUGAGGCCUCAGUCCACAUCUCACAGCUUCCGCAGCACCCUCUGACACCAGCAUUCAUGUCCCAGGGCAAACCAGAGCAUCUCCUAGAGGGGUCCACGUGGCAGCUUGUUGACCCCAUGAGACCUGGACCCUCAGGCUCCUUUGUGGCCCCUGGGCUGCAUCCACAGGGCCAGCUCCUCCCGUCCCAUGCUUCCAUCCUUCCUCCCGAGGACCUGCCUGGCAUCCCUAAGGUCUUUGUGCCCCGUCCCUCCCAGGUCUCCCUGAAGCCCACAGAAGAGGCACACAAGAAAGAGAGGAAACCACAGAAGCCAGGGAAGUAUAUCUGCCAGUACUGCAGCCGGCCCUGUGCCAAGCCCAGUGUGCUCCAGAAGCACAUUCGCUCACACACAGGUGAGAGGCCCUAUCCCUGCGGCCCCUGUGGCUUCUCCUUCAAAACCAAGAGUAACCUCUAUAAGCACAGGAAGUCUCAUGCCCACCGCAUCAAAGCCGGCCUGGCUUCUGGCUCCAGCAGUGAGAUGUACCCCCCUGGGCUGGAGAUGGAGAGGAUCCCUGGGGAAGAGUUUGAGGAGCCCACCGAGGGAGAAAGCACAGACUCCGAGGAGGAAACUGGUACCACGUCAGGUCCCCCCACAGAGGUUCUCCCCAAACCUAAGCAUCCCCUGCUCUCAAGUGGCUUAUACAGCUCUGGGAGCCAGAGUUCCAGCCAGGAACGCUGCUCCCUGUCCCAGUCAAGCACUGCACCAUCGCUGGAAGACCCCACCCCAUUUGCAGAAACCUCAUCAGAGCAUCCCCUAACCAAUAAACCAGAAGACACACACACAAUCAAACAGAAGCUGGCACUCCGCCUGAGCGAGAGGAAGAAGCUGAUCGAGGAGCAGACGUUCCUGAGCCCAGGGAGCAAAGGCAGCACAGAGUCGGGGUAUUUCUCACGCUCAGAGAGCGCUGAGCAGCAGGUCAGCCCCCCCAACACCAAUGCCAAAUCCUAUGCGGAGAUCAUCUUCGGCAAGUGUGGGCGGAUUGGACAGCGGACCUCCAUGCUGGCAUCCUCCUCCACCCAGCCCCUCCUGCCCCUGUCUGCUGAAGACAAGCCCAGCUUGGUGCCUUUGUCUGUACCCCGGACACAGGUGAUUGAACACAUCACCAAGCUCAUCACCAUCAAUGAGGCCGUGGUGGACACCAGCGAGAUUGACAGUGUGAAGCCCAGGAGAAGUUCUCUGACCAGGCGCAGCAGCGUGGAGUCCCCGAAAUCCAGCCUCUACCGGGAGUCACUAUCGUCCCACGGGGAAAAGACAAAGCCGGAACAAUCGCUGCUGAGCCUCCAGCACCCGCCCAGCUCCACGCACCCCGUGCCUCUCCUGAGAAGCCACUCAAUGCCUUCUGCCGCCUGCACCAUCAGCACCCCCCACCAUACCUUCCGUGGGAGCUACUCCUUCGAUGACCACAUUGCUGACCCCGAAGCCCCCACCCGCAGCAGUCCCAUGUUUACCUCCCACCCACGGAUGCUGAAACGCCAGCCAGCCAUUGAACUACCUUUGGGAGGUGAGUACAGUUCCGAGGAGCCUGGACCAAGCAGCAAAGACCCCACCUCCAAGCCCUCUGAUGAACCAGAAUCCAAGGAAAGCGACCUUACCAAAAAGACCAAGAAAGGGUUGAAAACGAAAGGCAUGAGCUAUGAAUGUACCAUCUGUGGUGCUCGGUACAAAAAGAGAGAGAACUACGAAGCUCAUAAGAAGUACUACUGCUCUGAGCUCCAGAUCACAAAAGCCCACUCUGUAGGUGCUCACGAGGUUGAGAAGACUCAGGCUGAGCCUGAGCCUUGGUCCCAGAUGAUGCAUUACAAACUGGGGGCCACCCUGGAACUCACUCCCCUAAGAAAAAGACGGAAGGAAAAGAGCCUUGGGGAUGAGGAGGAGCCACCUGCCUUUGGCAGUCCUGGCCCAUCAGACCCAGCUCGUCACCCUCCCCUGGAGUCCACCAAGUCACCAGCAGAACCAAGCAAAUCAGUUCCCUCCUUAGAGGGACCCACGAGCUUCCAGCCAAGGACUCCCAAGCCAGGGACUGGAUCAGAACCAGGGAAGGAGAGGAGAACAAUGUCCAAAGAAAUUUCUGUCAUCCAGCACACCAGCUCCUUUGAGAAAUCUGACCCACUGGAGCAGCCGAGCAGCCUGGAAGAAGACAAGCCCCUGGCCCAGUUCUCAUCCCCGCCACCUGCCCCGCAUGCUCCACAUGGACGCUCGGCUCACUCCCUACAGCCGAGGUUGGUCCGCCAGCCCAACAUUCAAGUUCCAGAGAUCCUGGUAACAGAAGAGCCUGACAGGCCAGACACAGAGCCUGAGCCACCCCCAAAAGAGCCCGAGAAGACAGAGGAAUUCCAGUGGCCCCAGCGUAGCCAGACGCUGGCACAGCUCCCAGCGGAGAAGCUGCCACCCAAGAAAAAGAGACUCCGCUUAGCCGAGAUGGCACAGUCCUCAGGGGAGUCCAGCUUUGAAUCUUCUGUGCCCCUGUCUCGAAGCCCAAGCCAGGAGAGCAGCAUCUCUCUGAGUGGCUCCAGCCGCUCAGCUUCAUUUGAUAGAGAGGAUCACGGAAAAGCUGAAACCCCUGGGCCCUUAUUAGACACACGUUCCAAACCCUUGGGCACCCACAUGCUGACUGUCCCCAGCCACCACCCGCAUGCCCGAGAGAUGCGAAGGUCAGCCUCAGAGCAGAGCCCCAACGUGCCCCAUUCCUCACACAUGACUGAGACCCGAAGUAAAUCCUUUGACUAUGGCAGCUUGUCCCCGACAGGACCAUCUGUAGCAGUGCCUGCAGCUCCGCCACCCCAAACCGCCCCGCCAGAAAGAAGAAAAUGCUUCCUGGUGAGACAGGCCUCCCUCAGCAGACCUCUGGAAGCAGAGCUGGAGGUUACCCCCAAGGGCAAACAAGAGAGCAGUGAGGAGCCCUCAGCCAGCAAGCCUUCCACCAAAAGCUCCAUGCCCCAGAUUUCCAUGGCUACCACACAAGGCGGGCCCUCAGGAGGCAAGAGCCAGAUGCAAGAGAGGCCCCCACUGGGUUCAAACCCACCCCACACAGAAGCCCUGCAAGUGUUCCGACCUCCUGGCACCCAGUUGCCCCCACCAGUCUCCCUCUUCUCUUUUCAGCACCUCUUGCCUCCGGAGCAAGAGCAGUCCUCUGAGUUCUUCCCCACUCAAGCAAUGGCCGGCCUCCUCUCCUCUCCAUACUCCGUGCCCCCACUCCCACCUUCCUUGUUCCAAGCCCCACCACUUCCUCUGCAGCCUACCGUGCUACACCCCAGCCAGCUCCAUCUCCCCCAGCUCCUGCCUCACCCUGCAGAUAUCCCCUUCCGUCAGCCCCCUUCCUUCCUCCCCAUGCCAUGCCCUGCCUCCUCAACCCUAUCUGGGUAUUUUCUGCCUCUGCAAUCCCAGUUUGCAUUGCAGCUUCCCGGUGAAAUAGAAAGCCACUUGCCCCCAAUCAAAACCAGCUUGGCCCCUCUAGCAACCGGACCUUCUGGCCCCUCCAGCAGCACAGAAUACAGCAGUGCCAUCCAGCUGCCCCCUGUGACUCCUCCAGCUACCUCCCCAGCUCCCACAUCAGCCCCAACAUUGGCCCUGCCUGCCUGUCCGGAUGCUUUGGUGUCACUGGUUGUUCCCGUCCGCAUCCAGACCCACAUGCCAUCCUAUGGGAGUGCCAUGUACACCACCUUGUCUCAGAUCUUGGUCACCCAGUCUCAAGGAAGCUCAGCAAGUAUGGCUCUUACCAAGUAUGAGGAGCCACCUUCCAAAGGGAUGACUGUGUGUGGGACUGAUGUCUACGAAGCUGGGCCUGGGCCAUCUAGCAUGAGCAAGGAGCAAAGCAGAGGCUUCCAGACACCCUAUCUGAGAGUGCCUGGAAGGAAAGGUACCUCACUGUCCUCCGAGGGCAUUCUGAGCCUCGAGGGGUGCUCAUCCACAGCCAGCGGAAGCAAGCGUGUCCUCUCUCCAGCUGGCAGUCUUGAACUUACCAUGGAAACCCAGCAGCAGAAAAGAGUAAAGGAGGAGGAGGCUUCCAAGGCAGAUGAAAAACUGGAGCUGGUGAGCACCUGCAGUGUGGUACUGACCGGUGCAGAGGACAGGCAGAGGACAGAGAAGCCCUAUGUGGGCAGCCAAGGCCAGAGCAGGAGGGAGGCAGAAACACUGUCCAGUUUGCCUUCAGAUCCAUCUGACCCAAAAGAACUUUCUCCCCUCUCUCAUCCCACAUUGCCCCAUGGGGCAGCCCCAGGCUCGGAAGCUUUGAAGGAAUAUGCUCAACCAUCUAGCAAAGCUCACCGGAGAGGAGUGCCUCCACUGAGUAUAAAGAAAGAAGAUCCAAAGGAACAGCCUGACCUCCCUCCCCUGGCACCCCCUUGCUCUCUGCCUCUGUCAGAUACUUCCCUGAAACCAGCCAAAUUGCAAGAAGGUACAGACUCAAAGAAGGUACUGCAGUUCCCCAGCCUCCACACGACCACUAAUGUCAGUUGGUGCUAUUUAAACUACAUUAAGCCAAAUCACAUCCAGCAUGCAGAUAGGAGGUCCUCUGUUUACGCUGGUUGGUGCAUAAGUUUGUACAACCCCAACCUUCCAGGGGUUUCCACUAAAGCUGCUUUGUCCCUUCUGAGAUCUAAGCAGAAAGUGAGCAAAGAGACAUACACCAUGGCCACAGCUCCACAUCCUGAGGCAGGAAGGCUGGUGCCAUCCAGUUCCCGAAAGCCCCGUAUGACAGAGGUGCAGCUCCCGUCGCUGCUUUCCCCGGAGAGCCAGAAAGACCCAGCUAGAGUGGAGAAGGAAGAAAAGCAAGGGAAGGCAGAGGAGGGUGCUCCUGCUUCCAAGAGAGGAGAGCCGGCGAGGGUCAAGAUCUUCGAAGGAGGGUACAAAUCAAAUGAAGAGUAUAUAUAUGUGCGAGGCCGCGGCCGAGGGAAAUAUGUUUGUGAGGAAUGUGGAAUUCGCUGCAAGAAGCCCAGCAUGCUGAAGAAACACAUCCGCACCCACACUGACGUCCGACCUUAUGUGUGCAAGCACUGUCACUUUGCUUUUAAAACCAAAGGGAAUCUGACUAAGCACAUGAAGUCAAAAGCCCACAGCAAAAAGUGCCAAGAGACGGGGGUGCUGGAGGAGCUGGAAGCCGAAGAAGGAACCAGCGAUGACCUCUUCCAGGACUCCGAGGGGCAGGAGGGCUCCGAGGCUGUGGAGGAACACCAGUUUUCAGACCUGGAGGAUUCGGACUCCGACUCAGACCUGGAGGAAGAGGAGGAAGAGGAGGAGGACGAGAGCCAGGAUGAGCUGUCCAGGCCCUCCUCAGAGGCAGCUCCACCCUGCCUGCCAACCACACUACAGGAGGACUCCUCACCCCUUCAGGGCCCUCAGCCUCCAGUUACCACUUCUGACGAGGUCCAGCAAGGCAGCUCCAUCUCAGAAGUCACACACCUGACAGCCAGCAGUUGUCCCACGCCUAGCCGGGGUACCCCAGACCUCCUCCGGCUGGGACCGGCCCCAGUGGAGACCGACACGAGCUCAGCUCUGAGUUCCAAGGCUAUGUCCCCUAGGAGGCCAUGGUCCCCAAGCAAAGAAACAGGCAGCCGCCCCUCACUUACUCGCAAACAUUCACUCAACAAAAGUGACUCGUCUCCCCAGCGAUGGUCACCGACCCAAGAAACGCAGGCCUCAGUCACAAGCACACCUGGCCCCCAGAUGGGCCCAGGAAGGAAUAUGGGCCCUCGUCUUUGUGGGUCCCCAAGACUGGAGCUGUCUCCUCUCACUCCCUACCCCAUAGGAAGAGAAGUGCCCCCUUGGGCACCUCUGUCCCCUGGGCCCAAGAGUGCCAUAGACACAGGCGCCCCCAGAUAUUCAACCACCAGGAAAUGGUCUCUGGGUCAGGCUGAGUCAUCACCACAGACAGUGCUGCCAGGGAAGUGGGCCCUGGCUGGGCCCUGCAGCCCCUCAGUGGGCAAGUGUAGCCUGGGCUUGGGGCCAGUUCCACAGGCUCUCCUCCAGCCCGUGCCUCUACCUCACACACUUCUCAGCAGAAGCCCUGAAAUGUGCGCCUCUGUAUGGAAGACUGAGUCUCGAAGUCCAUCCUGCUCAGCUGGCCCUGUUCCUCUCUUCCCCCGACCAUUCUCUGCCCCUCAUGACUUCCACGGCCACCUCCCUAGCCGAAGUGAGGAGAACCUCUUCAGUCACCUGCCUCUGCACUCCCAGCACCUGAGCCGCGUCCCCUGCCCCCUCAUUCCAAUUGGUGGAAUCCAGAUGGUACAGGCCCGGCCAGGAGCCCACCCCACCCUGCUACCAGCGGCCUGUGCAGCCUGGGUCAGUGGCUUCUCAGGAGGAGGCAGUGACCUAACAGGGGCCCGAGAAGCCCAGGAGCGCAGCCGGUGGAGUUCCACAGAGAGCACUUCAGCAUCGGUGUCCCCUGUGGCCAAGGUCUCCAAGUUUACACUCUCUUCGGAGCUGGAGGAGGAAAGGACCAGCAGAGGCCCAGGAAGACCUCCUGACUGGGCACCGCAGAGGGCUGAAGCCCCUGCAGAACCCAUGGGCACGCACAGCCCCUGCUCCCCACAGCUGCCCCGGGGCCACCAGGGAGCAUCAUCCUGGAGUGCUCCCUUGGAGUCGCCACACACACUGGCCAACCGCAAGGCCUCCAGCUUCCCACCACUGGACCGCAGCAGCUCCGCGGACUGCCUGGCAGAGGCCUCCACUCACUUCCCAGCCCGGAGCAGGAACCUCUCUGGGGAACCUAGGACCCGUCAAGGCUCCCCUGAGCCCUUAGGUAGUGGGGAGCCCAGGACUCCUCAAUUCCUGCCCAAAGACAGAGGCCCCCCAAGCACCUAGCCUCCCCCGCCACUUUAUCUGGCUUCCAGUGUUCAGCAGCAGACAUUUCCAGCCAACUUCCUGGAGUCACCUUGCUUCCAUGGGCGUCUUCUCUGUCCCUCUGUCCUCAAGGCUCCUGCUCAGACCUAUCCGUCUGUAUUGUUCCACACAUGCAGUUACCCGUGCCUUUUUCUAGACCUUUUGUUGCUUGAAAAGAAAAGAAACAACACAAAUCACACACAUCCAUUAAAAAACAACAACAACAAAAGAAAAACAAAAAAGAAACACCCAUGAGGAGCUUGAGGUUGUGACUACUUUGUGCUUUGGGGACGAGACUGUAGGAGGGGCCUGUUCACCUCCACUACCACACUCCACACUGGCAGCUGUCCCCACCUCAAGGCCCAUGAGAAGUUACAUUGCACUGAGGGAGAGAAGAAGAAAAAGGGAGGGAGAAAAGUAUAAAUCCAAAGGCAAGCACUCCUACAGACAUGCCUAAGACUCCCAAGUAUACACCCAGCUAGUAGCUACUCCUGUCUGUCAGCAGAAUGACCAGAACCCCAAGGCAGAACACCAAUACAGACAGGAACCAACCCCACAACUUCCCACCCUGCCCGGCCAAGAACAGUAUCUUUUCUUAUUUUAUUUUCUGCAAGAAUCAGGACAAAAAGUCACCUUUUGCUAACAUCUCAGUACAGAAUAGUAGCCUGUGGGGAACGUAGUGUGAACUGUGGGCUCCACCUUCCACUUCCCGCCUCCACCUUCCCCCAGGAUGAAUACAGGGGCCCAGGUUUCUCACACACACCUGUAGGUCCCUGCCUCCUGGGCCUGCCCGUAAGCUGGUUCCUUGAUGUUUAGAAAUACCUGCAGGAUGAAGGGGCCAUGGCAAGACUAGGGAUAUUCCUAGUUCAGGCCCAUGCUGAGCCUGAGGUUUGAAUUCUGUCUCACCUCUGUUCCCGAGGAACGAAGCGUGGUUCUUCCUCCAUGACUGGGUUACAUAUGAGUACACAGACACAUACAUAGAAACCAAAGAUGGUGUUUGGCUCUUCCCCCGGCCUCUUCAGGUUCUCUUCUCUUGACUUAGAAGAUUUCUGAAUUAUCCCAAGUCAUUUGAAUUUUUCUUCAGUUCCCAAGGCAAAAAAAGUAAUAGGACCAAAAAUUUAAAUCCCAGGUUGAAAUGUAGAACUUGACCUGUUAGACAAACAAAAAAGGCGAAGUCCUCUGUGGCAUAGGAGCUAUGGUUACUGUUUCCAAACCCUGACAUAAAUUUUUCUUUGCCUUCUCCAAAAGACAGAGAAAAGGGACCGUGGUGAGGAGGCCUCCUCCUACAGCCUUGUCCCCAAGUCAUAAAGUAUGUUCCAGCCAUGCUAGAGACUGCUGUCACUAUCAGACAGGGUGGACGACCGAAGGCUCAUGGGAGGGCUGAACUGCUGGGGCUGUUAGAGAAGACAGAGACGACGAGGCUAUGAGCCACCCCUCUCCCUCCCUCCAGUUUGUUCGUGUGUGUGUGUGUGUGUGUGUGUGUGUGUGUGAGAGAGAGAGAGAGAGAGAGAGAGAGAGAGAGAGGCCCUUGCUGGAUGGGCAGAUCAGCUAGCCAUAGGCCCAGUGCCAAGGCCGAUCACCUGGUUUGUCCUCAAUACUCAAAAGUAAGAGUCCAUAGAGCAGGGCCUCUCGUGCUGUGUGCUGUGCCACAGGGUGUCAUGGGUAUCAGACUGACAGCCUUCAGAUGCUUGGCAUGCUGGGAGAAGCUGUCAAGCCAAGGCUGAGACACUUUGAGAAGAAGAGGUAGAAACCUGAGUUCUGGUCAGCCCAAGCUGGAAGUCCCAGCCUUCCUCCCUUCUGCCCCUCGACCUUAACUAAGGGCUGAGGUGAGGAGUUGGACAAAGGGCAUCAUCUCCACCCAGGAUUGACGGCUUCCUAGGCAAGCUCUCCCAGCCACAGACUGCAGGCUAGCUCCCGACCUUGAACACUCUCUCCGAUUCACUUUCACCCAAAAUCUCCUGGGAGUUACUCUCCCAACCCCCACUCCCUUCUCUCUUGUUCCUCUUCCUUGGCAGUCUAGUGACUGACACAGUGUGUGGUCACACAAUGGAGAGUCCCCACAGUUACUGGGCCCAGCUGACUCAGGGAAAUUGGCUAUAACAAAGGCUAGGAACUGUAGGCUUGCCUGUGGGUGACAGGGAUAGAAUACACAGACUCUAGCCUGGGGGCCAGUGCCCCACACAGAUGCCCAGAGGGCUGCAAUGAAUGCCACUCCCAGAACAGCUCCGAACUCUCUCUCAAACUCUCUCCACCACCCCACAAGCACAUGGCACCAGCCUGCACACACCUCUCUCUUGAAAACCUCUCCAGGAAUACGAUCCAGGCUCCUUGCCCACAGCCAGCCACUUCUGACUUGCAGCCUGCCUGUGACGCUAUUGUCAGUGAUGACAGUCUAGUUCAGACACCUGUGUGGGGUCUGCUGACACUCACCAGAACAAGAUGGCCACUGAUACUUAACCUGUGACAGCUGGGGAGGUCUCAAGUCAAACCCUGUCCUCUGUGGGUGGUAGUUCCAGGCCCCCUGUCCCUGAGGCCUGACUCCUGGAUGCCCGUUACGGGGCAGUCUCACAUCAGAGUACCAACCUCUUCCCACCCCCCAUAGUAGCUGACACUCUGCUCCCAGCCACCAAGACCCUCCAGGGGUUCUGACAGGGAUAGCUGCCUAUUUUCCAGACACACAGUCUGCCUUGCUCCAUGGGGAAACCUCUGAAGAGCAUUGGCUCCCAGCUUCCUCUAGGCAUUGCUCUCUUCCCCCUGGCCCAGACUAGGAAGAAGGAAUAUGUCUGAGCUGAAGUCUCCUUCUAGUCCUUGCUCCAGCUGACUCUUCCAGGUGAAAUCCUGGGAGACCCAUCUGCUCUGCCGUGUGUGUCACCUAAGAAAGUUCCCAAAGUGCUGCCAAAUUUGCUUCCGUGUUGUGGUCCCUGUCUGCUUGGCAUUUGAAAACCGCUUGGGCACUACUGAUCACUUUCCGGAAUGUGGUGGUCGGGAAGAAAGGGAACCUUGUAGGCAAAUGUAAGAUACUCACGUUCUGUAAGAUAAAUCUUUGCCUUUGUUUUCUGAAAAGGUGUAUGCAUUCCGUACGCGAAAUCGUCCAUAGAGAGUUUCCACGUUCCUAAAUGGCAAUACAUUCCAAAACUCGGACUGUAGAUAUGUGCAGCAACUGCACUUGGAGAGGGGUGGUUUUGCCUGCGGUUUAUUUAAACCCCAGUUUCUACACUUGUAUCUUGCAGUUGUCGGUAUGGUAUUCAUCAGUGCAAAAGAAAAACAAAAACAUAGACAAAAAAAAACUCAAAAAAGAAAUCCAUACAGGUCUAAAGCACAGAGUCCAUUGUACAAAAGGAAAGAAUCGCUCAGUAUUGGUGUGUGUGACCCUUGUAAAUCCCAUCUGUACUGUGAAUGAGACGUUUUUACAAGUAUAAUAAUUGCCUUUAUUACAGCUUGGGCUGAGUGUUCAGCCUGAAGAUAUUUUUUAAAA
Chionomys nivalis (European snow vole) is the source of this 11617-nucleotide messenger RNA. It is a transcript of the gene Hivep3, whose product is annotated as HIVEP zinc finger 3. The transcript is spliced from 9 exons. Gene Ontology annotation, biological process: regulation of transcription by RNA polymerase II. Lineage: Eukaryota; Metazoa; Chordata; Mammalia; Rodentia; Cricetidae. Bases 1033 to 8124 code for a protein of 2363 amino acids. Gene Ontology annotation, molecular function: DNA-binding transcription factor activity, RNA polymerase II-specific; RNA polymerase II cis-regulatory region sequence-specific DNA binding. Gene Ontology annotation, cellular component: nucleus. The record is from RefSeq and is a predicted model, not a curated record.